GAUCCCAUGGCCAAGAUCGACCCGUCGACCUCUUCCGCUCACCCCUCUGUGCCGAUGGUCUCCUCUGGAGCAUCAGUCGAAGGAUUGCUUGUGAUGGUUUUAUCCUGCUUCGCACGAUUCGUGUUUGAACACGUGUCACGAUCUCGUUUCAAGAAGCAUGGACUCUUGGAGGCGGCCUGAAACCAGAACUGAGAGGGGAAUUCCUCUUGGGCAUGGCGACGAGAGCCGCGGCAUCUCUCGCCGUUUCUACCCUCUUCCCUCCGCCAAAUCGCGUUCUUCCUUCGAGCUCCGCGCGGAUCCCCUCUAGCUCCGUGGUGAAACCUUCCGUCUUCCUCGCCUCCCCAGCUGCGAUUCGAGAACCACGGAGUAGGAGCAGGAGGAGCACACGCGCCUAUGGUUUCUCCGGAGCCAAUAUGUCUGUAGCUGCACAGGAAACAUCACUUGCUGUAAAGAAGAAGGCAGCUGAGAUUUUGAAUGAUCUGAAAGGAACAUCCAUAUUUCUUGUGGGGAUGAAUUGCACCAUGAAAACUGAUUUGGGGAAGAUCUUAGCUGAUGCACUGAGAUAUUGCUACUUCGACAGUGAUAGUUUAGUUGAGCAAGCCGCAGGUGGUGUCUCUGCUGCUAAAUCGUUGAGAAAGGAAGACGAAAAGGGUUUUUGCGACUCAGAGACUGAAGUGCUAAAGCAGUUGUCCUCCAUGGGUCGUUUGGUGGUUUGUGCCGGGGAUGGUUCUGUGCAAACCUCGACAAACUUGGCUUAUUUAAGACAUGGUAUCUCGAUAUGGGUAGAUGUUCCCUUGGAUUACUUGGCAAAUGAGAUGCUGAUGGGUGAGGUGUCAUCACCUAUCACAGUAAAUGCACCAGAGUCGGAUUCAUUCUCAGAGCAGGUGCUGGAAUCACUUAUGCAGCAAUAUAAUGAAUUGAAAGAAGGAUUUGGUACAGCAGAUACAACUGUUUCACUCCAAAAGGUAGCCUCUCAGCUAGGUUGCGAAGACUUCACGUCUGUCACCCCAGAGGUCAUGGUGUUGGAGGUUCUGAAGGGACUCGACAGGCUGAUGAGUGUGAAGAAGAUGAUGGAAGCAGCUGCCAAACCAUUUUAACCAAAGCCGUGCUGGAUGCGAUCAGGAAAUGAAACAGGUUGAAGGCACUAGAUUGACCUGAGCUGUUCGAGGGCCAGGCCGUUUUCAUCAACAGCUUCAGGGAGCUGCUGCAAUGCAUCUGUAAUUUAGAGACGGCUGAUUCAAUGGUAGAAAUAGCUUUAGGCACGUGGACGAUAUCCAUUAUCUUCUCUUUUACCUGUCCUUUUUGUUUAGUGGUACUAAAGUGCCAAGAUGCAGCUAGCUACCUA
Messenger RNA from Musa acuminata subsp. malaccensis (wild Malaysian banana), 1345 nucleotides. Its product is annotated as probable inactive shikimate kinase like 1, chloroplastic. The record is from RefSeq and is a predicted model, not a curated record. NCBI's taxonomy places the organism in Eukaryota, Viridiplantae, Streptophyta, Magnoliopsida, Zingiberales, Musaceae. Gene Ontology annotation, cellular component: cytosol; chloroplast.